UCCUACUUGUCAGAAGUCAGAAGUCAAAACGUGCGCAAAAUGGAGGCAAACAACAGUUGUUGAUGUUUAUAUUUCCAACAUUUCUAAAUUUAAGACUUAACAAAAACCUGUAACAGAUAAACUCAUUCCGUGCCCCACACAAACCACAAUGCACAUAAAACAGGUGAUUAUCCAGGGUUUCAAGAGCUACCGAGACCAGACAGUCGUGGAACCGUUCGACAAACGACAUAACGUGGUCGUGGGUCGCAAUGGUUCAGGCAAAAGCAACUUCUUCUAUGCAAUUCAGUUCGUUUUAAGCGAUGAGUUCUCGCAUUUGCGUCCAGAGCAGCGCCAAGCUCUUCUCCACGAAGGCACCGGUCCACGGGUCGUCUCGGCGUACGUGGAAAUUAUCUUCGACAAUUCGGAUGCCCGUGUCCCUAUAGAACACGAAGAAAUCUACCUCCGUCGUGUCAUCGGCGCAAAAAAAGACCAGUAUUUCCUCAACAAGAAAGUCGUGCCUCGGAGCGAAGUGAUGAAUUUGUUAGAAUCGGCUGGUUUUUCGAAUUCCAACCCGUACUACAUCGUCAAACAAGGAAAAAUUAACCAGAUGGCGACCGCUCCAGACGCUCAUCGCCUGAAGCUCCUCCGAGAAGUCGCAGGCACCCGAGUUUACGACGAACGAAGAGACGAAUCCAUGGCAAUUUUGCGAGAAACCGAAGGCAAAGUUGAGAAAAUCGAGGAGUUCUUGCGAACGAUCGAAGAGCGACUGAGUACUUUGGAAGAGGAGAAAGAGGAGUUGAAGCAGUACCAACACUACGACAAAAUCCGACGCACCUUGGAGUACAUCAUCCACGAGGUGGAGUUGAACGAGAACAAGAGAAAGCUCGCCGAUUUGGAGAAGCAGAGGAACGAGAGCGGGAACGAGCAGGAGAAGCUCGCGGCGAACUUAAAGAAAGCCCAAGAUAGUAUUAAGGUUUACACGAAGAAAACCAAAGAGACGAAAAAGGAGUUGACGAGCUUGAAAGAAGAGCGGGACAUUUUGAGCAACGAUCAGCAGCACCUCAUCAAAGAGAAAGCGAAGCUGGAUUUGACCAUCAAGGACUUGAGCGAGGAGGUGCAAGGCGACAACAAGUCGAAGGAGCGAGCCGAGAACGAACUGGCGCGUUUGACGCAAUCGAUCAAAGAAAAAGAAGCCGAACUGGAGAAAGUGAAGCCUCAGUAUGAAGCGAUGAAGAAACGCGAAGAAGAAUGUACGAGAGAAUUGGCGCUGAAGGAGCAGAAACGCAAAGAACUGUACGCUAAGCAAGGUCGCGGAAGCCAGUUCACGUCAAAAGAUGACCGCGACAGGUGGAUCCAGAACGAACUCAAAUCGUUAAACAAGCAACUGAAGGACAAGCGCGACCACAGGGACAAACUGGAGGCCGACUUGAAACGCGACGCCGCCAAGACAGUAGAACUAACCAAGAAAAUCGAGGAACAAAGCCAGGAACUGGAGCGUCAGAAGAACUGCAUCGAUGAACACAACAAGCAGUGCUACGAACUGAAGAAGAACAAAGACCAGUACCAGGCGACGAGGAACGAAUUGUGGCGCAAAGAGAACAACGUCCAGCAGAAUUUGUCUUCGUUGAAGGAAGAUUUGGCGAAAGCGGACCAGCAGCUGAGGUCCAUGGCGGGAAAGCCGAUUUUGAACGGACGCGAUAGCGUGAGGAAGGUCUUGGACACCUUCGUGAGCAGGGGAGGACGGGAAGCGGAGAUCGCGAGGUCGUACUACGGUCCGGUUAUCGAGAAUUUUGACUGCGAGAAGAGCAUCUACACGGCCGUCGAAGUGACAGCCGGCAAUCGGUUGUUCCACCACGUCAUCGAUUCGGACAAGGUCGGGACCCAGAUUUUGAAGGAGAUGAAUCGGCAGAAGCUGCCGGGGGAGGUCACUUUCAUGCCCUUGAACAGGUUGAACGUGAGGGACAUCGCUUACCCCAACGACUCGGAUGCCAUCGCCAUGGUGUCGAAGCUCCACUACGACCCGAAGUACGACAAGGCCAUGCGCUACCUCUUCGGCAAAACCCUGAUUUGCCGCAACCUGGACGUCGCCACCAAGCUCGCCCGGACGACCGGUUUGGACUGCGUCACCCUCGAAGGCGACCAAGUCUCCUCCAAGGGGUCUCUCACUGGCGGUUACUUCAACUCGAACCGCUCCCGUCUCGAAAUGCAGAAAACCCGCAGCGAAACCAUGCAACAAAUCGGGCAAUGCGAAGAAGAGCUCCAGUCGCUGCGCGAAGAGCUCACCAAAACCGAGUCCGCCAUCAACAGCAUAGUUUCGGAGAUGCAGAAAACCGAAACGAAGAAUAGUAAAGCGAAAGGGAUUUAUGAUAAAGUUAAAGGCGAGUUGCGGUUGAUGAAGGAGGAGUUGUCGAACAUCGAGAGGUUCCGGGGACCGAAGGAGAGGUCGCUGGCGCAGUGUAAAUCUAGCUUGGAGGCGAUGCAGAGCACGAAAGAGGGGUUAGAGAGCGAGCUACACCAGGAGUUGCUGUCGCAGCUGUCGUUCGCUGACCAAGCGGAAGUUGAUAGUUUGAACGACGACAUACAACGAUUACAAAAAGAGAAUAAAGAGGCUUUCAGUACGAGGAUGAAGUUAGAAGCGGAGAAAAACAAACUGGAGAAUUUGUUGACGAAUAAUUUGAUCAGGAGGAGGGACGAGGUGUUGCAUGCCCUACAAGAAAUCUCCCUGGAAGAUAGAAAGAGACAGCUGCAGAAUUCGAAGAACGAUCUAGAAGAAAUCGACAGGAAAAUCGAGAAGGUUAAUAAGGAGUUGAGCGCGAUGGAGAAUAAAGUGAAAGAAAUGGCGAAACGGUUAAAAUCGGAGCAAGCGGAGUUGGAAAACUACAAAAAGAAGGAGAAAGAUGCGCAAGACAAAAUUGACGAGGACGCUAAACAUUUGGAGAAGUACGCCACGAAGCAAAAUCUCUUAGAGCAGAAAAUCGCAGAGUGCUUUGAUAAGAUCCAGCAGCUGGGGGCGUUGCCAGCGCAGGAUUUGUAUUCGCACUACGUCAAGAUGUCAUCACGAUCGCUCUUCAAAGAACUAGAAAAAACCAACAACCAACUGAAGAAGUUCAGUCACGUCAAUAAAAAAGCCUUGGACCAGUUCAUGAGCUUCUCAGACCAAAAGGAGAAGCUACAAAAACGCAAAGAAGAACUCGAUCGAGGCGGCGAGAAAAUCAAAGAGCUCAUCGCGAUGCUGGAGCAGCGCAAACUGGAAGCAAUCCAGUUCACGUUCAAGCAAGUCUCCAAGUACUUCACCGAAGUAUUUAAAAAGUUAGUACCGACGGGUAAAGCCAAACUCGUGCUGAAAACCGUGGAUAACGAAGAGGGCCGCGACGUGGGUCCGGAAGACACCAACUCCGACCAGUUCAGCGGGAUCGGGAUCAAAGUCUCGUUCACGGAUUCCGACGCGGAAAUGAAGGAGAUGAAUCAGUUGUCGGGUGGACAGAAGUCGCUGGUGGCGUUGGGGUUGAUCUUUGCUAUUCAGAAGUGCGAUCCAGCGCCGUUUUAUUUGUUUGAUGAAAUUGAUCAAGCGUUAGACGCGCAGCACAGGAAGGCGGUGGCGAAUAUGAUCCACGAGCUGUCGGGGGAAGCGCAGUUCAUUACGACUACUUUCAGGCCGGAGCUGUUGGAGCAUGCGCAUAAGUUUUAUGGGGUUAAGUUUAGGAAUAAGGUGAGUCAUGUUGAGUGCGUGACGAGGGACGUGGCGAGGGAUUUCGUCGAGGAUGAUCAGACUCACGGGUAGAUGUAGGUUUUAAAUAAAGUAAUAAAGUCAUACUUAAUGGUGUAAACUUUAUUAGUUUUUAUUCGUUUACUUGUGUAAGUAUAUUUGUAACAUUGAAAAUAAAAGAGUAUUUGUAAUUUGAAAAA
Messenger RNA from Zophobas morio, 3885 nucleotides. It is a transcript of the gene SMC3, whose product is annotated as structural maintenance of chromosomes protein 3. The transcript is spliced from 7 exons. The record is from RefSeq and is a predicted model, not a curated record. Gene Ontology annotation, cellular component: mitotic cohesin complex; chromosome. Gene Ontology annotation, biological process: mitotic sister chromatid cohesion. Gene Ontology annotation, molecular function: protein binding; ATP hydrolysis activity; cohesin loader activity. Lineage: Eukaryota; Metazoa; Arthropoda; Insecta; Coleoptera; Tenebrionidae. The coding region runs from base 149 to 3760 and encodes 1203 amino acids.